Molecule: messenger RNA, 951 nt
Organism: Capsella rubella
Lineage: Eukaryota; Viridiplantae; Streptophyta; Magnoliopsida; Brassicales; Brassicaceae
Product: ras-related protein RABG3e
Exons: 7
Coding region: 102-725 (207 amino acids)
Cellular component (GO): vacuolar membrane
Molecular function (GO): GTPase activity; GTP binding
Source: RefSeq, a predicted model, not a curated record
AAGGGGCAAAAGGAGAGAAAGAGAAGAAAGAAGCAACAAACCCAGAAAUCGCAGCAGAGCCCUUUCUCUCUCGUUUCCUCUCCGUCAUUGUCACUGUUUCGAUGCCUUCCCGUAGAAGAACUCUCCUCAAAGUCAUCAUCCUCGGUGAUAGCGGGGUUGGGAAGACCUCUUUGAUGAAUCAAUAUGUCAAUAAGAAGUUCAGCAACCAGUACAAGGCAACCAUUGGGGCAGAUUUUCUGACUAAGGAAGUACAAUUUGAGGAUCGGCUUUUCACUUUACAGAUCUGGGACACAGCUGGUCAAGAAAGGUUUCAGAGUCUUGGUGUAGCGUUUUAUCGUGGUGCUGAUUGUUGUGUUCUUGUAUAUGAUGUCAACUCUGCGAAAUCAUUUGAGGAUCUCAACAACUGGAGGGAAGAGUUUCUGAUUCAGGCAAGUCCGUCUGAUCCCGAGAACUUUCCCUUUGUUGUUAUCGGUAACAAGAUUGAUGUGGAUGGUGGAAACAGUCGAGUGGUUUCAGAGAAGAAGGCUAGAGCAUGGUGUGCUUCGAAAGGAAACAUUCCAUACUAUGAAACCUCAGCUAAGGAAGGCACCAAUGUGGAAGAUGCGUUCCUGUGCAUAACUAAGAACGCGAUGAAGAGUGGUGAAGAAGAGGAAGAGAUGUACGUACCAGACACAAUCGAUGUCGGAACCAGCGUUCCACAGAGGUCUACAGGAUGUGAAUGCUGAAAGUAAUUUUAAUUACUACUUAAGCUCUCUCAUCGAUCACUUAUCUCACUUUAAGGUUUUUUUACCAUAUUGUAAAUGUGUUUUCUCUCAUGUAUAUUAUUUUUUAAAAAAUAGAACCUCAAGGAAAAAAAUAAAAUAAAAAUAGAACCUUAAUAAAUAAACCGAAUUGGACUAGUCGGUGUUUGUGGCCUAUGUUAAUUAUUAUGGAUCUCUUUUUUUGUCUGCA